Molecule: messenger RNA, 1273 nt
Organism: Neltuma alba
Lineage: Eukaryota; Viridiplantae; Streptophyta; Magnoliopsida; Fabales; Fabaceae
Product: protein CONSERVED ONLY IN THE GREEN LINEAGE 160, chloroplastic
Exons: 9
Coding region: 106-1116 (336 amino acids)
Source: RefSeq, a predicted model, not a curated record
CAGAUAUGUGGCGCGAUGCCGGACACACAUAGUGCAGUAUCAUAGCUGCGCUUUCUUCAGCUCUCCGACCAUCCGUUUGGCGCUCAAUUCCGUUGAGCACCACAAAUGGCGGUUCUCAACUACAUAUCUGUGACCUCUUCUGCUACACCCAUCUCACCGGAGCCUCCAACUCCGCCUAUAACGGACCCAAGACCGACGAAGAUCCUUUUGCCAAAGAAAAAGCCUAUGAAAUGGUCCACUGGGUUGGCUCCGGGGGAAUACGGUGGUCCUCCCACCACCUCCAAGCUUCGCAAGUAUUGGGGAGGCGAGGAAGAAGACCCCUUAAACUCUGAUGACUUUAUGUGGAACAAAGACUUUGUGGAUCGGUUUCAAAGGUUGAUUCAGGAACCUGAAUCUUCCAUUGACGCAGCUCCUGCACAGGGAGAGCCAUCUGGAUUUCUGAGCUUAAAUAGGGUCAUGAGCCUUGACAGUUUAGAAGUUGAUUUGAGCAAAGAACUCUCGGCUCCUGCAAAAAGAAUUCCAGAUCAGCCAGUUGAGGCAGCAACUAAAAUCACUGAAAGCAAGAGAGCAAGAUGGAGAUUGGCACCAACACGCCGUGAGCAAGACAAAUGGGACAGAGCUACCAAGGCCGCAACUGGAGGCAGUGAUGUGAUGUUUAGGGAAAUAAGGCAGUCUCGCGAAGACCCAGCAGUAUUGGCUGCUCGAUCUGAAGAGCAGUAUGAUAAGUUGAAAAUGAAGUUACAAAUCCUCACACUGGGUAUAGGUGGCGUGGGUCUAGUAUCUGCUUAUGUUUCUUAUUCUGCUGAGGUGGCAGCUAGCUUUGGUGCUGGCUUGCUUGGUUCAUUGGUAUAUAUACGCAUGCUGGGCAGUAGUGUGGACUCGCUGAAAACGGACGGUGCAAAGGGCCUUGUCAAGGGAGCAAUUGGGCAGCCUAGGUUACUGGUUCCUGUUGUACUAGUUAUGAUUUACAAUCGUUGGAAUUCGAUUCUUGUUCCAGAAUUUGGAUCUAUGCACUUGGAAUUGAUACCAAUGCUAGUGGGAUUUUUUACAUACAAGAUUGCUACUUUUGUUCAAGCCAUAGAGGACACGUUUACUGUACCUGUGAAAAAGACCUAAACACUGGGGCUGGAAAAAACAAAAAGCGCUUUUCUCUUCCCUUGUAUCGAAAAAAAGAAGAAAAAUCCUUGAGCUUCUUUUGCCAUUGCUUAUGUACCUCCUGAUGCAACUAUAAAGCUAUUUUGCUCAAUGGCCAAGGCUACAUCCUAUUGUCUUA